AUGUCGCAAGGGUCGCUGCCUGCCGACAAUCCGUUCGUUGACCCGUCCCUCCACGAAACUCCUUCGGCAUUGCAGGGCGAGGCUACCCUUUUCGUCACCGAGGAUGCCUCACUGACCCUUGGAGCCGAUGCAAUCAUUAUCUUUGACGAUCGCUUCGUCCACAGAGACGCUGCUAAUUGCUGUGGACUACUGCCGACCAGAUCCAAGACGACCCAUUCCAUUCCUUACUACAACAUCCUCGACGCUUCACUGGACGGCCUGGAAUUGACUAUUCAACAUGCUCUGCCAACCUCCAAGAACUCGUGUCGCCCAUCCACAAUCUCCUACACGCUUAUCGAUAAAACAUCCAUCAAUGCUGCCAAGUCAUGGCUAGCCAAAUUGCUCGACAUGGCCUACGGGAACUCUCAGAGAUACAAGAGAAUCAAAGUCUUGGUCAAUCCUUUUGGUGGUCAAGGAGCCGCCCACAAGCUGUACAACAGCGAAGUCGACCCUCUCUUCAGAGCUGCCGGGUGUCUUGUAGAUGCACAAGAAACGACACAUUCCGGACAUGCUGUUGAGAUCGCUCGCCAACUAGACGUGGACGCCUACGACGUCGUAGCAUGUGCCUCUGGCGACGGUCUACCUCAUGAAGUCUUCAAUGGCCUCGCCCAGCAACCAAAACCGAGGAGAGCUCUGCGAAAAAUUGCCGUUGUUCAACUUCCCUGCGGAACAGGCAAUGCCAUGUCUAUCAAUCUCAACGGAACCAACUCACCCUCUCUUGCUGCUCUUGCGAUCGUAAAGGGUAUGCGCACACCACUGGAUCUCAUGGCCGUCACCCAGGGAGAGAAGAUGUACUGGAGUUUCUUGAGUCAGGCUGUCGGUAUCAUUGCGGAUUGUGAUUUGGGCACUGAAAACAUGAGAUGGAUGGGCAGUGCCAGGUUUACAGUCGGCAUCUUGAUGAGGCUCCUAGGAAAGACUGUGUAUCCAGCCGAGCUCGCUGUCAAGGUUGACAUCGGCGACAAGGCCGACAUCAAAGCUGCAUACAGGGACUACAGGCACCAGAGCCAGGAUAUUUCUGGCAAGAGGGAGUGGGAAGCACAUCAAGACCUGGACGGCGAUAAAGAUGACUCGCUUCCUGCCCUUCGAUAUGGCACCGUGCUGCAAGAUGUGCCGUCGGACUGGGAAAGGUCUUCCAAGCCUACACUAGGCAACUUCUACUGCGGAAAUAUGGCAUACAUGUCUGCUGAUACGCCAUUCUUCGCCGCUGCUUUACCUUGCGAUAACCACAUCGACAUGGUUGACGUGGAUGGAACUAUUCCGCGUCACAAGGCAAUCGAGAUGAUUACAGGCGUUGAGAAGAACAAGACAUUCGAUAUGGAUGUUGUCAACUACCGCAAGGUCAGCGCAUAUCGUAUCAGUCCCAAAUUGAGGGCAAGUCAAAAGACCGGAUACAUCAGCAUAGAUGGCGAAAGGGUGCCUUUCGAGCCCUUCCAAGUGGAAGUAGUUGGAGGUUUGGGAACCGUACUGAGCCGCAACGGAGCAGUGUACGAGUUCGAGGGCCCAAAGUGA
This is a messenger RNA of Aureobasidium namibiae CBS 147.97, 1548 nucleotides long. RefSeq names its product sphingosine kinase. Lineage: Eukaryota; Fungi; Ascomycota; Dothideomycetes; Dothideales; Saccotheciaceae. Gene Ontology annotation, cellular component: cytoplasm; membrane; intracellular membrane-bounded organelle. The coding region runs from base 1 to 1548 and encodes 515 amino acids. The record is from RefSeq and is a predicted model, not a curated record. Gene Ontology annotation, biological process: sphingosine biosynthetic process. The transcript has 3 exons.